CAUAAACACACUGUUAAAAGCCGCUUGAUAGCGCUCAUGACUUACCACUUUGUUUAUCUCGUGCCUGUGAGGAAUAGUGAGCUGUGAUCAUCAUCUGCUUUCACACCGUAUCAUUUCUGAGGGAAUAUCUGAACAGAGCAGGCUGUUGCCAUGACAACAGACGAGGCAGAGAGUCACCAGAUGAAUCCAAGGCAGCAGGAGGAAACCAGCCGGGAUGACAGACCGCCCUCACCAGAGGAGGAGCAGCUCCAGCCUCGUAGCCGCAACACUCCCAGCCAUGGCCUCUCCCGCCUCUUUUCUUCCCUCCUGAAGAGGCGCUCACAGUGUGAGAGUGAUGCAGUCGAGAAAAAGGAAGAAGAAGAAGCCAAAGCCCCCAUCGCUGACCCUGAGCCUGAACUGAAGACAGAGGGAGAGAUGGCCCUGGAUCAGCACUCAGUGAGCAGCACAGAGGCACAGAUUGUCCAGAUAGAGAAGAAAGCAGCUGAGGAGGAGGAGGGUGAAAAGGACAAAGAAAACAGCAAGGAAAAGGUAGAGGAGGGUAACCUGGAGGAAGAGAAGAAGGAGAAGGAGCAGGAAAAAGAGUCUGGUCCUGAAGGUGCCAGUAAGGAAGAUAAGAAGGAUAAAAUGAUAGAAGAGGAAGCCAGAGCUCCCAAAGCUCCACGCCGACCCAAGACCAUGCUGAUCAAAGUCACCCUGCUGGACAACACUCUGUAUGAGUGUGAGCUGGAUAAACAUGCCAAAGGUCAGGAGCUGUUCAUGAAGGUGUGUGACCACCUCAACCUGUUAGAGAAAGACUACUAUGGUUUGGCCAUCUGGGAGACACCAAUCAUCAAGACUUGGAUGGACCUAACCAAGGAGAUCCGUAGGCAGGUACAAGGUGCCAACUAUCAUUUCACCUUCAAUGUGAAAUUCUAUCCACCUGACCCAGCCCAGUUGUCUGAAGACAUAACAAGGUACUACCUAUGUCUCCAGCUGCGGAAGGACAUCUUGCAGGGCCGACUUCCUUGCUCCUUCGUCACUCUGGCCCUGCUGGGUUCCUAUGCCCUACAGUCAGAGUUGGGUGAGUACGACCCCGAGGUACAUGGCUAUGAAUACGCCAAGGACAUGAAAAUGGCCCAAGGUCAGACCAAGGAGCUGGAGGACAAAAUGAUGGAGCUGCACCACACCUACAGAUCGAUGAGUCCGGCACAAGCAGAUAUGAUGUUCCUGGAGAAUGCCAAGAAGCUCUCUAUGUACGGAGUGGACCUCCAUCAGGUCAAGGAUCUGGAUGGUGUCGACAUUAUGUUGGGUGUUUGUUCCAGUGGUCUUAUGGUUUACAAAGACAAACUGAGGAUCAACCGUUUCCCCUGGCCCAAAGUCCUCAAAGUGUCAUACAAACGCAGCAGCUUCUUUAUCAAAAUAAGACCGUCUGAGGUGGAGCAAUAUGAGAGUGCAAUUGGCUUCAAAUUACCUAAUUACAAGGCAGCCAAAAAACUGUGGAAAGUGUGUGUAGAACAUCACACCUUCUUCAGGCUGACCUCCACUGAGAUGGCCACUACUCCUAGGAAGUUCUUGGCUUUGGGCUCUAAGUUUCGCUACAGUGGUCGGACUCAGGCUCAGACGAGACAGGCAAGCUCUCUGAUCGACAGACCAGCUCCUCUGUUCCAGCGCUCCUCCAGCAAGAGGAACUCACGCAGCCUGGAUGGAGUCAUGGCAUCCACCCCUGACAAUAAAUCUACUCGUCCAGUCAGCGCCCCCGUUAUGUCCCCUCUGUCGCCUGGGGAGGCAACUCCAUCACCGCUGUUACCCACCCUGCCUUGCUCUGACCACCGUGACGGCUCCACACGCAAAGACCACCACUCUGCUCACAGGAAGGCAGACACAAAGCCAGAGAGUCACACAGCUGAUUACACUAAGAGCCACAGCACCAGACCAGAGUUCACUCCAGAAAUCAAGAGAGUGGCCAGGAGAGAGCGGAGGCACUCGCCUUCUAUGACCAUCGCUAAUGGGGAAAGAGAGAAAAAAAGCCAGAAAAGAGCAAAGAAACUUGAGGGUGAAACUAUUUAUAUCAGACAUAGCAAUUUAAUGUUGGAGGACCUGGAUAAGACCCAGACUGAGAUCAUGCGCCACCACACUAGCAUCAGUGAGCUAAAGAGGACUUUCAUGGAAUCUGUACCAGAACCUCAGCCCAGUGAGUGGGACAAGCGUCUUUCCACCAACUCGCCUUUCCGCACUGUGAGCAUUAAUGGCCAACUGCAACCAACGUCUCCACUACUAAAGACCCAGACAAUCACCAUCUCAGAUGUCACAAACUCCCUGAGAGGAAGGGUGACCUACAGGGACAUCCCCUUAGUGCACACUGAAACCAAGACCAUCACAUAUGAGUCAGCACAGCCUGUUGACAGCCUGGCAGAGAGGGAGUCAGGAGUGCUGCUGAGCGCCCAGACCAUUACUUCUGAGACCAUCAGUACCACCACCACCACCCAGAUCACCAAGACAGUGAAAGGAGGGAUCUCUGAGACUCGAAUUGAGAAGAGAAUUGUCAUCACUGGGGAUACUGAAAUUGAUCAUGAUAAGGCUUUAGCUCAAGCCAUUAAAGAGGCCAAAGAGCAGCACCCAGAUAUGUCUGUUACCAAAGUGGUAGUGCACCAGGAAACAGAAAUCACACCAGAGUAAGACAGACUGAUCCUUUCAGAGACCUGUCAGUCGCCCACACUCUUCCUCCUUACUUGUGUUACGAUCACACCAUUUUACUGCAGCACCCUCAGCUGUGGCACCCAACUGCACAGCCUUUGACAUGAACUACCAGACCACAUCAGAGGGAACAAGUUUCAGUGUUGAAUCAUGAACUUUAACCUCCAUGUCUGUGGAAUUUGCCCUGAAGACCUGAGGAAGAUGGUAUCGCCACAAAAUUCCCUUCCAGUAUUCCCCACAAUCCCCUCUUAUUCCAUUUGCCAAAACAUCAACCACUCUGUUUUCGAGAAAAUUUAGAAAAUACAGUAUUUAUGGAUUUAACCUCUCCAAUUUGUUUGGAGAUUGAAAAAAAAUUCAAGGGCAUUUGGUCUUUUAAUCUUAAGAUUGCUGGUUGUUUAUUUUUCUACAGCUUUUCUUAGCAUUUGAAAUGGUGAAUUGAAUUGGGGGGUGGGGAUGCAUUGGGAACCAAGAAACCCUCUAAAAUCCUAGCAUGAAUUUAGUAAUCAUUCCUUGUACAGUAAAUAUUUAUUUUGCCUCUCGUGAAAAAAAAUAUUUUUUCAAUUCAUGUACAUAAAAUAUCGAUUUUAUCAAACCAGAGGGGCAAUUACUCCUUUUACGUUAUUUAAAGUUCAGACUUAAUCACAUGCUUUUUGAUUGUUUUAACUGUGGUAGGGCUAAGUGUCAAUAGAGUGGGACUUUUAUAAGGACCAAGGACACAGAAGUGACUGAAACGUCCUUUUCUUUAUUUAUUCUCAUGGAAGUCUUCUUUUUGUGUGUUUUGCAUUUUAGAUCUACCCAGCUCAGUUCCAUGAUUUAGUAUUGAGGGUAUUCCAGUCACAAGAUAUAGUUUUACUUAUUUCUACUAAGCAUGACAUCAUAAUUUGCAGUGUGUUCCGUAUAUGUCCUAGAUUUAACACUUAACACAUCUAGCAAAUGGGCAGUGUGUACUCAUCCAGACAGCUAAUUCAGAGUCAAAGUGAACCAUCUGUUUGAUCAUUAUUGAAGCAGUUGAAAAACAAAGACAGCAUCACAGAUGAUAGUUUCCUCAUUAAACCACAAAGUUUUGAUGUGUAUCAUCUUGCUCAAUCAGAGACUUUACUUUCAUGUUUGUAAUUUGAUUAGAAUCCAAAUAAAUAAUAAUAAUCCUCCGAUUAUUGCAACUCCUGUGUGAAAACAUUCAUAAAGAUAUCUGAUUAUUGUUGUAUUUACAUUCAUUAAUUUAACCAAUUCCUAAUAUUCAGAGUUAGUAAAAUGAGGUAUCUGCACAAAGCAGUUAGGAUAGUGUCAGUUUAACUUUGGUCUUUGUUGUUGUUGUUGUUUUUGUUAUUUUGUAUAUUUCUAGCCCUCAUGAUAAGGUUUACUUGUAAAGUAACUGUAAUUCUGGGGAAAGAAAAUGUGGGUAAAACAUGAUCAGGUAGACAGAUUGUAAAAAAGUCAAAAGUUUUUACUAAUAUAUAUAUAGAAUUAACAAUUGAAGUUAAGAAUUUAACAAGGUACACAAAUUGAAUAUAUUAUUACCAAACUGUUAAAUGAAGGGAAUAUUAUAAAUACAAAUAUUAUAGGUUAGGUGUAUAUUCAUUGAACUUGUCUGUAUGUUACCUUUAAAAACAGUUGUGUUUGGAAGAUAUGUUCAAACUUGUGAUGUUACAGUGGCUUUUUGUUUACAUAGUCGAUUGCUUUUGAUUAGAUAGAACUGAUUGUUCCUAGCAACUAAUUUCCAAAUUCUACUGAGUAUAUAUCAGCUAAGAUGUCCCUGUAGCUACCAGACUGCAAAUCUGGGGCAACCAAAUUUAGUAAAUUACUUGAAAUUGUCUAGUAGUUACAGAAAAAUUGAAAAUGCAUUUCUGAACAAGACUGUGUAACCCAAUCAUGCUGAGUGCUUUGUUGUGAUAAACUUAAAUUAUUCUUUAAGGAACAGUCCUGAUAUACAUGCCUUAUGUUCAGAAAAGUGUUUUUGCCCCUUUAACUCUGAAAACAAGUGGUGGCCAGUUUUGAUGAAACAUACCCAGGAACUAAACCAAGUUUUAUAUUUUUACUCUCUGACACUUACUGUCAGUGUUGAGGUCAUUAGUUGAAACUACUAAUUGCUAUAUAUUUAUUCACCUGCAAUUCUGUGUGAACCAAAGUACCAAAGUAUAAUCCAUGCAUGCAGCAGCAGCAUCAUAAUGUCCACACAAACAGCAGUUUAGCUAAUAAUGAUGGAUUUUCAAUGUUAAUACUA
Messenger RNA from Scatophagus argus, 4894 nucleotides. It is a transcript of the gene epb41a, whose product is annotated as erythrocyte membrane protein band 4.1a. Lineage: Eukaryota; Metazoa; Chordata; Actinopteri; Scatophagidae. The transcript has 20 exons. Bases 151 to 2655 code for a protein of 834 amino acids. Gene Ontology annotation, molecular function: actin binding; structural molecule activity. Gene Ontology annotation, cellular component: cytoskeleton; plasma membrane. The record is from RefSeq and is a predicted model, not a curated record. Gene Ontology annotation, biological process: cortical actin cytoskeleton organization.